Messenger RNA from Girardinichthys multiradiatus, 3888 nucleotides. Its product is annotated as voltage-dependent calcium channel gamma-2 subunit. Gene Ontology annotation, cellular component: postsynaptic density membrane; AMPA glutamate receptor complex; voltage-gated calcium channel complex. Bases 1386 to 2372 code for a protein of 328 amino acids. Gene Ontology annotation, biological process: regulation of AMPA receptor activity; postsynaptic neurotransmitter receptor diffusion trapping; neurotransmitter receptor transport, postsynaptic endosome to lysosome. The transcript has 4 exons. Gene Ontology annotation, molecular function: voltage-gated calcium channel activity; channel regulator activity. Lineage: Eukaryota; Metazoa; Chordata; Actinopteri; Cyprinodontiformes; Goodeidae. The record is from RefSeq and is a predicted model, not a curated record.
AGCAGAGGACGAAGAGGAGGAGGAGGAGAAAUCAGAGGGGGGCAUUGCAACGUUCAUCCGAGCUCUUUUUUUCUUCCCAAUACAUGGCGCAAGGGCUACUACACCAACGGGACUGUCCUGGGUGUGAUCCUGCCACGGUGAAUUUGGAUACCCAAGCAGCAGCAGCAGCAACAGCGGCGGCGGCGGCAGUAUCAGCACCAUCCUCCUCCUCCUCCAUCAGCAUCCCCGGCUGCGGCGGCGCCCACACCGACUCUUCGUCCUCCUUCUUCGUCUGCCGGCUCUAUGUCGAGUGAUGGUCGGCUUGCCUUGUUGGAUGCUCCCCGCUCUCUCCGGAUCUUCGACGACCGAGCUUCCACUGACCGUAGACCCCCAUUUUCGGCGGAAACCUGCCCAGAGCUAUAAGGCUCCAUAUGGAAACUGGAGAUCAAAAUUUUAGAAAAAAGGAAAAUCUGAGCGGUUAAUUUUUUUUUUCAUUCGUAUUAUUUCUUGUAUUUUAUGUGACAUUUCGUUUUCUGGCCUGCUAAUGAAUUAAUUUUAUGGUUAAGCCUUGAUUUCCUCACCCCACAGUGUUGAUUUGUAAAACGAUUUUCCUGUUACAAAACACCCAAGGAAGAGAUUUUAUUUCCACGCAGGACUUGAAUCAACUCAUUUGUUUAAUCUCUUCUGUUAAAAUGAGACGAAUGCCUUCCGUCAUUCGUUUAUGACCCUUAACCGACUAACAAAGCCCUCUAGAAUAUAAUUAUUAAUAAUUGCCUACUAAUAUUCCUCUGUGGACUAGCUUUGGAUCUGGAUUCUAACAGUAAACGCAGCGUUCUAACCUUUGACUAAACUAAUAUUGAACUGUUGUACUGUAAGCCUGCCAUUACCCUCAUCAUCUCUGCUCCAUCUGAGCUCAUCCAAAUUCAGCUCUAACUUUGAUAAACUGGCUGUCCUCUUUUUUCUGGGUCUACAGAGAGCAAACCAUCUCUCUAGUUUCUCUAUCUUUAAUUCAGCCUCUUCAGGCUCUAACUGAUCUGGAGUGUUAUUAAUCCACAUUUGCAGCUUUUGUCGCUGCAAGUGUCUGUAGUGUGGGCUACCUCUGCAGCUACAGGCCAUCAUUCGUGUCUCCUUGUUGCAUUUUUUUAGUGGAAAAGUGAAAGCUUCCAAAGAGGAGAGACAUUUCUGCCUCUUCCUCUCCGUUUACCCAAAUAAACCCACAAUUUAUUUAGAUUUUUCUCUUUUGAGGUCCUCACCCAAACGCAACCAUAAGGUUCCUACCGCAUCCUCCUCCUCCUUCCUCCCUCUCCUUCCGCUCGAGUCUAGCCCGUUUUUUCGGUUUGGUUUGGUCCCGCAAAUUUUCAAAUAUUUACUUCCUGUACAUCAAAAGGAAAGGGGGUCCCCCUUUCAUGGAAUGCGGAAACAUGGGUCUGUUCGACCGCGGAGUCCAGAUGCUGCUGACCACGGUGGGCGCCUUCGCGGCCUUCAGCCUCAUGACCAUCGCGGUUGGCACGGACUACUGGCUGUACUCCCGCGGCGUCUGCAAGACCAAGUCCAUGAGCGAGAACGAGACCAGCAAGAAAAACGAGGAGGUCAUGACCCACUCGGGACUGUGGAGGACGUGCUGCUUGGAAGGAAACUUCAAAGGAAUGUGUAAACAGAUAGACCACUUUCCUGAGGAAACAGAUUACGAAGCAGACCCAUCCGAGUACUUCUUACGUGCGGUGCGAGCUUCCAGCAUCUUCCCCAUCCUCAGUGUCAUCCUGCUCUUCAUGGGAGGUCUGUGUAUAGCUGCCAGUGAGUUCUACAAGUCACGCCACAACAUCAUCCUCAGUGCAGGGAUCUUCUUUGUGUCUGCAGGUCUGAGCAACAUUAUCGGGAUCAUUGUGUACAUAUCAGCCAAUGCGGGAGACCCUUCAAAAAGCGACUCAAAGAAGAACAGCUAUUCAUACGGCUGGUCCUUCUACUUUGGUGCCCUAUCCUUUAUUAUGGCUGAGAUGGUUGGCGUCUUGGCCGUGCACAUGUUCAUCGACCGCCAUCGACAGCUGCGGAUAGGGGCACGCGCAGCUGACUACCUCCAAGGCUCGGCCAUAACGCGGAUCCCCAGCUAUCGUUAUCGCUACAGGCGUCGUUCGCGCUCCUCUUCCCGAUCCACAGACCCAUCACAUUCCCGUGACGCCUCACCUGUGGGCCUCAAGGGCUUCAGCGCGCUGCCAUCCACAGAGAUCUCCAUGUACACACUCCCCCGGGACACCCUCAAGUCAUCUGGUACGCCCACGGCCACCUACAACUCUGAGAGGGACCACAACUUCCUUCAAGUCCACAACUGCAUCCAGAAGGACCUGAAAGACUCGAGCCACACCAACACAGCAAACCGCCGAACCACGCCUGUAUGAGAGAGUGAAAAAAGGCCUGGCAAGCUCAGUGGAGUUCAGGAGACACAGGAAAGCCCUGUGGGCGCAGUCCGCCCUUGGAGAAGUUGGAUUUCCAUGUUUAUAGACAUUCAUUCUUUUUAUUCAAACGCAUGACUUUUCCAUAGCCAUUGUUGAGAGAGUUUGAACAAGUGUGCUUGUUCCAGGAUUGAGUGGAUCAGGUGGUCCCGAGUGAGAUCUGUCAUAUUUUUGGACAGGUUUUCUUUUUGAGGUUUGGGGCACCAAAUGAAGGGUGGGAGGGGUGGGCAUUUACGAGAUAAUCAGUUCCAUGAUUUCAUUGCCCUUGAGUUCGAUUGGAGCGACAAGUCGAGCUCCCCCUCAGCCAGCCUACUGCUAAGAAAUAUACGCCUGUUUUUAUUUCUUGACUAAUUUCUUAAUUGUUUUGCAUUAAAACUGUGAAUUGUUACAGCUUGGGAUUCAGUAAGAAGUAGCCCAAUCUGUAAUCUCUAACCAAGGUACUAUCUAUCUAUAUAUAUAUAUAUAUAUAUAUAUAUAUAUAUAUAUAUAUAUAUAUAUAUAUAUAUAUGUAUAUAUAUAUCUUUCUUUUAUAAAUAAAUUAUUACAUUAAUUAUCGAGAGAUAACAGACUUUACCGAAGCAAAAAACAAAGAGAGAAGAAAUUCAACCAAGUGCUGUUGAUAACAGGAGAAAAAGACUUUUCUAUCUCUUUAUUCGAAGGUCAAGAACAAGAGAAGGUCCUUUAGGUACCAGAAGCAGACGCAGGUAUUCAGCAGUAGAGUAUUCUUAUUCUUUUAAUAGAACCUUCUCGUCUUUUUCUCCGUCCCUGUUCUCUUUCUUUUUCAGGGGGGUUGGUGUAACGGGAGUGUUGAACCCCGCCACCCCACCCCCUAUCAGAAAGAGCCAAGCAAAGGAGUCAAAGCUCGACCAGCAAAGACUCCAAAACAUGACUUCUGCAAAACAAAAGGAAGGAGCAGAGGGAAAGAAAAAGAAGAGGACGCCAGACACAAAAACAUAGACAAGUUUAAUAUGAAAUACAAGAAAAGCUAAGACACUCACAAUUUCAGAAAUUAAAUGCAUGCUAUAAAAUUACAGCAAACCUGCUCUUGAGAAACUUAAGUUUUAAAGUUUAAUUAUUAUAAGGGGAAAAAAGCAAAGGCGCUAGAGUUUAAAGUAUUAAUGUUUUCAUGUGUGGUAUUAUUAUAAUUUCUUUUUUAUUACUAUUAUUUAGCAUAUUUUAUCUCAUUACAUUGUCAGAAAAACCAAACAAUUUACAUUGAACAAAACUGCUUUUUUAAACAGUUUGGUUGGUUUCUUUAAAGAUAUAUAAAUAAAUGUAUGUAUGUAUUUAUUUUUGUUUUUAAAAUUCACACAGCCUUAGUCAUUUCUUUGUUUCUUUUCAUUUUUAAUGUGCUGUUCAAAUUUAAAAUGAAAUCUCUAAAGGUGCCAAAAACCGAAUGAUCCUAUACUUGGAUGCAUCAAGUCCUGAUGAAUAAAACACGAACCCCAGGGGGAACAAAUCA